AUCGAAUAAUGUUGGGGUUUAUCAGGUUAGGGUCGGGACGAGCAAAAAAACCGCUCUGCCUCGCCCAAUUGUCAUCUCUAGCUCGGACUUUCUUUUGGAUUUGGAUUGAAAGCCCAUUGAAAUCCCUCAUUGUGUCCUUUGUUCGCGGUCUAUUCAAAAACUGUGUUUUUGGCUUUUGGCGCUGGUUUCAUUUGAGCUUCAUAAUCACACACAGCUGUGGUAAAUUCUCAUUUCUUGCAUUAAAGAUACUUCAAUCACACAGUCUAAAAUCCAAUGCUUUUCAAGCUGAAAUCAGUUCGAACCCACUUUUCUGGGUUAAUUUUCUUCCAAAAUUAUCAACGAAAUCUCUGGGUAAAACCCAGUCAUCGUUAUGGCAAAUACAAUGAAGAAGACGAUGAUGAUAAAGACCCAAAGCUUCGAAACACGAAAGAGAACCAGUUAGACCAUUUUUAUUUGUAUAAGAGCAAAGGCCAACAUUUGCUUACUAAUACACGGAUUCUCGACGCUAUUGUUCGAAGAUCGAACAUAAAGCCUACUGAUACCGUCUUGGAAAUCGGACCUGGGACCGGAAAUCUUACUGUCAAGCUACUGGAAGCUGCCGAAAAGGUUGUCGCCGUUGAAGUAGAUAAGAGGAUGGUGGAUGUUCUUCAUAAACGCGUUGCUGAGAAUGGGUUGCAAGAGAGACUCAAUGUUAUAUGCAAAGAUGCAAUGAAGGUUGAGUUCCCUCAGUUCGAUCUUGUUGUGGCCAACAUUCCUUAUGGAAUAUCUUCCCCUCUCAUAGCUAAAUUGGUUUAUGGAAGGAACCCUUUUAGGAGUGCAACAUUGCUUCUUCAAAAGGAGUUUGCACGCCGGUUACUUGCUGAGCCCGGGGACGCAGACUUCAACCGAUUGGCCGUGAAUGUGAACUUGGUAGCCGAUGUAGAAUUCGUCAUGGACGUAAGCAAAAGGGAGUUCCUUCCUUGCCCGAAAGUCGAUUCCUCUGUUGUAAUAAUCCGACCGAAACCUGAACUCCCUGAUGUUAAUCUUAACGAGUGGAGAGCUUUCACAAGGACUUGUUUUGGCAAAAAGAACAAGACCCUUGGCGCUACCUUUAAGCAGAAGAAGAAGGUGAUGCAGCUACUGAAAUUGGCUAAAACAACGAGCUUGAAUAAAGAAAAUCCUCCGACGGGGAAUAACUACGAAUGUGAUGAGUAUUACGAUGGCAAAUACGAAGAUGGAGAUACCGAUGGUGAAGAAUGUUUUGCAUCCUCUACCUCUGAUCUUGAAAUGAACUUGUUUAAGGAGAAAAUUGUUGGGAUUUUGAGAAAAGGUGGGUUUGAAGAUAAAAGGCCUUCAAAGGUGAGUAAUGAGGACUUAUUACAUUUACUCUCUUUGUUUAAUCAAGCUGGAAUAUAUUUUCAUGAUCAUGUUAAACCAAAUGAUUUAGGUAAUGCAAAUGCUGCUUAUCUUUCAUAGCAGCUUCAUCAUUCUUAUAUUCUUUGUCUUGUCAUUGUUUCUCUCUCUUUAGUGUUCCACUAGCUUUAGUGACUUUUGCAUGUCUGCUAGAGAAAUACACCCACAAACUAGAAAUUGCACCAAAUUGUUGUAUAGGAAGAAAAAAGUAUUGGGUUGGAAAGUUUGUUCUAGGGGAGUGUAAAAGUCGGGUUAAACUGACUAAAUCGAUUGAACUAGCCGAUUUCAGUUUUGUCAGGUUAGUUUAUUCGGUUGCAGUUUUAGGUUGGUUGUAAAGGUCGGGUAAAAUGGUUUAGUCAGUUCGGUUUUCAAAACCGAGUUAUCUGAAUUAUUCGAUUUUAAAAUAUUUAAACCCAA
Messenger RNA from Gossypium arboreum, 1809 nucleotides. Its product is annotated as ribosomal RNA small subunit methyltransferase, mitochondrial. The transcript is spliced from 2 exons. Gene Ontology annotation, cellular component: mitochondrial matrix. Gene Ontology annotation, biological process: rRNA methylation. NCBI's taxonomy places the organism in Eukaryota, Viridiplantae, Streptophyta, Magnoliopsida, Malvales, Malvaceae. Gene Ontology annotation, molecular function: rRNA (adenine-N6,N6-)-dimethyltransferase activity. The record is from RefSeq and is a predicted model, not a curated record. Bases 274 to 1455 code for a protein of 393 amino acids.